Messenger RNA from Betta splendens (Siamese fighting fish), 4009 nucleotides. RefSeq lists its product as uncharacterized. NCBI's taxonomy places the organism in Eukaryota, Metazoa, Chordata, Actinopteri, Anabantiformes, Osphronemidae. Bases 459 to 3089 code for a protein of 876 amino acids. The record is from RefSeq and is a predicted model, not a curated record. Gene Ontology annotation, molecular function: protein binding. The transcript has 8 exons.
CAGAGAUUUGUGCACAAAACUGCACGGGGACGCACGCGCCGCCGCGACCGUGCACAUACGUCUAGUUAACGUUAGGAGCCUUUAUUCGCGUGCAUGAUUUCAGCGCUUUUGCAGAAAACGGAGCAGGAAGCGCGCUGUUUUCGCCGGGGCUUCGGCCGCAGCUGUCGUGAGGCGGGGGGGGGGGGCGCGUCUCUCCUCGCCCCGGCUCGCCUUUCAUCUCCAGCCUGUGGAUUUUGAUGUUUUGACGGCACACAAGUCCGCCGUUAGCCACCAGAAGCUAACAAGCUAGCGGGGGUUUAGCAUUCGCGUUAGCAUGCGAGCAGCAGGACUCAUCUGCGCGAGCUGGCUGAUCACCGGGCUGCCCGCUGUCACUACGCGUGUGUGGGAGAAAAAGGAAGGGGACACCUGUGAAGGUGUGCGACAGGGCGUAUGUGACAGAAGAUGAAGAGGAGGAGAGCAUGUCAGAACACAGCUACAGCCCUGGUGAUGGCCAGUAUCCAGAGGGUGCAGAAGACCGUCUCGCUCCACCUGGCAGUCCCUACUACCUGCCUGAUCCCAGUCAGCUCUGUGUGCCAGAGUUGGGGGAGGAGGGAGCGAGCGGUGUUCGCGGGCCCGUGCUCUUCCAUCCACCUCCCAAUUGUCGAAUUCGAGAAGUCCACUGCGGGACCCAAGUGCGUCUGGUUGUCAUAGCAAUCCGAGACAUCGCCAAAGGGGAAGAGAUCACAGUGGACUACAGUCUAACUGACUGGGGCGAGAAUGCAUUGGAGGAUGAAGCUGGACCCCACCCACUGUCCCUUGCUGUUUCUGAUUACCUUACCCCUUCCUGGUCACUGUCUCCCUCAUCCUCCCCACUCACCCACUCUGAACCCAGUGACUCAGAUCGCGAGGAGGAUGAAGAGGAGGAAGAUGAUGAUGACGACGACGACGACGAUGAAGAAGAGGAAAUUGAGGAGUUGAGAGGCCGAAUGCUUCGUCGCCGCAAGAAGCGCAAGAUGCCGGCAGCUGUCAAUUCAAAGAAGAAGAGCACACCCACGUCCACUAGAGGACCUGGGCGCCCUUGCUCCUCCUUUUCAAGGCCAGUGCCUGUUGCACCCCCGGUCAGAUCCCAGUCACAGCCCCCAGUAGGUUCCCUAGCUCCCCCCACCACCAACAUCAACAAUAACAUUAACAUAAACAUUGGCAGCUCCAGCGGUGCCACCAUGAGCCGGCGGCAGCACUGCCCGUACUGUGGCCGUCACUACCGCUCUUUGGCCCGGCACCUGGAGAAACACCACGCCAACCAGCCUGAGGUCCGGACAGCCAUGGAGCUGGCACACCUGCACACACACAGCUCUUCAAACGGCAGCUCCUCACAUCCCCAACCCUCAUCCUCGUCCUCUGCCUCGGCUACUCACAGCCAUUCCUUCGCCGUUCCUCAGCCCUCUCCCUCCAACCCAGCGCCGCCGUCGCUUUUCCCCAGGAAGAAGGAAUCGCCGACUACCCGCUCGAGUGCAGGGGGCGUCUCCUUCUCCCUCUCGUUGUCGCCACCUUCUUCAACUCAGCUCACACCCUCCAAGAAGGCGCCAAGCUUACCACUGCCUGCCACAAAAAAGCCCACACCCCCGAUGGUGGCACGAGUAAAGAGCCCAUCACCGCCUCCUCCAUCUCCUCCCAAAAGAGGACGGAGGAUGAAGAGAGAGAAGCAGGAGGAGCCGCCGCAGAAGUUGGAGAGCCCGAGAGGUCAAGAGGAGCUGGCUCCACCUCCUACCCCAGAACCAGAUAUAGAUCCGGAAGAAGAUCUGGAUUUGAGUGGAGAUGGGGAAGAUGAUGCACCAGAGGAGAAGAAUGGAGAGACUGUAAGCACACAAAGACACCACAUGUCUCCAUUGCUGUCUUCCCUCUCCUGUCUGGUGGUUUACCUCCGCCACCAGCAGCAUUCCUCUUUCAUGUCUUUAACCCGCUCGCCUCACUCUGCCGAGGCCUGGCGUCUGCUCUGCCAUUCCAGCCUCUCGCUCCUCAUCCUCUACAACCGCCACAGAGAGUGUGAGGUAGCCAAGCUCACUAUCCAGGACUACCGCAACCGUACCACCCCUCAGGCCAGCUCCAGCACGAACCCCCCCACUGGCAUGGAAGCCCUCCUGUCCCCCUUUGAACGUCAUGUGCUUUGUCACCUCCCACGGGCGGGUGUUUUAGGCAAGCGCGGUCGCAUCCAGCCGCUUAUUCUCCCACCACACUGUGAAUCCUGCCUGGAUAUGCUUCUUCAAACCAGCCCGAACGUGGGCGUGGACCCAGACAGCCCCUAUGUCUUCUCCAGACCAUACCACUCUCCUGCCACCCCUCUCCGUGGCACAGACCUUCUAAGGAACCUGGCACGAUCCAGCGGGGCAAAAAACCCGGGAUCACUGACAGCGACGCGCGUGCGACGACAAGUAGCCAUCCUCACCCAGUUGCUGCUAUUAGAGGAGGGUGAGGGCCAGGGUGGCGCUACCAAAUGUCUGGAGGAGUUUUUAGAGCGGGAGUACCACGUGACCCAGAACUGCUCCACUAUCGUGCGUGAUCCUGCACUGAUGGGCCGUGUGGGACGUGUUGUUCUUUAUGGAGAGAGGGAGGGUGUGCUCUUCAGAGGGAUGAGCCUGCAGCACAUCUGCCUGGAGCUGGAUGUGAUGUCUGGAAACUCAGGAGACUCCUUUUCGGAAGACUCUGAGGCUGAAGAAGAGAAGGAGGAAACUAAGGAGAAAUCUGAGGUGUUGGUGAAGAAGAAGGGACCUGGACGGCCACCACGUAAGAAGAGAGCCCCAGUUCCUUCUCCUGUUAGCCCAUCUGUAGCUAAUGCGCAUAAGAGGAGAUGUGUUCCACCCAAAUCAGGGAAGCGCGGUGUGUUGAAGCGUCCCUGGUCAGAGGCGGAGCGUGUAGCAGUAGAGACUCACCUGAACAGAAACCUCAUGGAGCUGCGGGUCCCCGCGAAGGCCGACUGCGAGCGCUGCCUCGAGCUCUGCCCCCUGCUAGUGAGCAACCAGCGAGACUGGAGGGCAAUCAAGUUCUACGUCCACAAUCGCAUCCAGCUGCUGAAGAAGCAGGAGAGGAGGGAAAGCGCCGCGGCAGUCUGUUAGAGCAGAGGCACAGACGACCAAAAUGUGUAAACUAGUACCAGCAAUCGCGGUCAAGAGAAAACUCUUGGUCAUGGUGGAGAGCAGCUUCUUUUUUCAUUUCAUUAUUGGGUGCCGUACCUGACGUUGGGUGCAUUCCUGGACUCAUCACCCUGGUCAUAAGGGAGUAGUGUAAUAAAAGUGACUAAGCUAAGAAAACAGAAGGAUGUUCCAGUUGAGGAUCAUUCGUAUUCAGUGUUGGGUGUGUCUUUGUGUGUGUGUGAAUGUAUGAGUUCAGGCAGGUAAGUGAACGCUAUUUAAAGGUUAUUUUAUGUUAUUACCUAGUUGACGGUGAAGAGCGUUAGAUGUGGAAGAGAGACCAUGACACGCGGCUUGGGAGAGCUGAGCUCCACCAGGACGAGCUACUGCCUCCGGUCCUGCUAGCGUUCGCUGCCGUCGAUGGCUGAUGACCAAACAUUAACUUGCAAAGCUUUGGAGAAAGAAAUGUGAAACGGAGACUGGUAUGAACCUGUACAGUUUGUCUUUGACAUUGACUGGCAUUGAGCCCCCAACCUACAAAAAUCCAACUGACAAACGUAUUAAAGACAUGCAAAGUUUGGGACUGAUGCACCUGUGAAGUGUUUUUUCAUACCUCUAUGUCAUGAUCAUAGGCAGUCUAGUAUGCACGCCUACUUGAUUUGUUUUGCAUAUCAUGAUUUUCAAACUAAUUUUAUUUCAGAAUCAAGCAUAUGGUCUUAUCCACACUGUAAAUACUACGUAAUCUAUGAAAAUUAUACAUUAGUGAUUACAAAGUUGGUAUUGUGUUGUGUACAUACUGUAAAUACUACCUGUACUUAUUAAAGUGUAUGACAUUUUGCUGAGUCUUACUAAAAUUCUGUAUGCAGAGAUAAAAAAAACAUGACAAAUAAAUCCAGGAACACUGA